AUGUCAGAGGACCUGGCAGCUGAGAGCUGGGGCUCCACACAGAUCACCAUUAAGACAUUUUCCUACAAGUGGACCAUCAGCAACUUCCAUUUUUCUCUGGAGGGAUUGAGUGAUGCCAUUAGUAGUCCAAUUUUCUCAUCAGAAGACAAUGGCCAAACAAAAUGGUGUUUGAAACUACACCAGAACGGGUUUGAUGAAGAAAGCAGAGAUUACCUUUCAGUUUACCUGGCAUUGCUCAGCUGUCCAAAGAGCCCCAUUUGGGCAAAGUUCCAGUUUUGGAUCUUAGAUGCCAAUGGAGAGAAAAGAAAUAAUGUGGAGAGCCAAGGUGUCAAUAGUUUCCUGCCAUACCAACACAGGGGAUUCAAACAGUUUAUCCAUAGAGGUUUCCUCCUGUCCCAGGCCCAAUGGCUACUACCUGAAGGCAGGCUCACUCUCUUCUGCAAGGUGAGUAUGGGACAAGAUGUCCUCAGCCUGUCUCGACAGACAUCCCCAAUCAAGGUUCCAAGCUGCAAUUUGACAAAUGAGGUAGGAGAGCUGUGGGAAAAUUCCCUCUUCACAGACUGCUGCCUCUUCGUAUCUGGUCAGGAAUUCAGGGCUCACAAGGCCAUCUUAGCAGCUCGCUCUCCAGUUUUCAGGGCCAUGUUUCAACAUGAC
Molecule: messenger RNA, 654 nt
Organism: Psammomys obesus (fat sand rat)
Lineage: Eukaryota; Metazoa; Chordata; Mammalia; Rodentia; Muridae
Product: TD and POZ domain-containing protein 1-like
Exons: 1
Biological process (GO): proteasome-mediated ubiquitin-dependent protein catabolic process; regulation of proteolysis
Cellular component (GO): cytoplasm; nucleus
Molecular function (GO): ubiquitin protein ligase binding
Source: RefSeq, a predicted model, not a curated record